This is a messenger RNA of Sapajus apella (tufted capuchin), 900 nucleotides long. It is a transcript of the gene PIGF, whose product is annotated as phosphatidylinositol glycan anchor biosynthesis class F. The transcript has 6 exons. The coding region runs from base 109 to 747 and encodes 212 amino acids. The record is from RefSeq and is a predicted model, not a curated record. Gene Ontology annotation, cellular component: endoplasmic reticulum membrane. NCBI's taxonomy places the organism in Eukaryota, Metazoa, Chordata, Mammalia, Primates, Cebidae. Gene Ontology annotation, biological process: GPI anchor biosynthetic process.
CUUGCGCUUGCGCGUGGGCCUGGGUCGUCGUACCUGAUGGUAGGAGGCAGUAGUUCCCCGCUUCCCUUCCGCGGGCGGGAGAGUUAGCUAGCCACCCAGGAAAACACCAUGAAAGAUACCGAUAUCAAAAGACUACUGUAUACCCAUCUUUUAUGCAUAUUUUCAAUUAUCCUAAGUGUCUUCAUUCCAUCACUCUGCUUGGAGAACUUCUCAAUAUUGGAAACACACUUGACAUGGUUGUGCACCUGUUCUGGUUUUGUAACUGCUGUCAAUCUAGUACUAUAUUUAGUAGUGAAACCAAAUGCACCCUCUAAAAGAAGUUCAUUAUCACACAAGCUCUCUGAUAUCAGUCAAUAUUUAACGACAGGUCCAUACAUUACCAUGGUAACCAGAUUUUUGAAGUGCUGUAUCUACUUUCUUAUGUCUUGUUUCUCCUUUCAUGUAAUUUUUGUUCUAUAUGGAGCACCACUAAUAGAGUUGGCAUUGGAAACAUUUUUAUUUGCAGUUAUUUUGUCUACUUUUACUACUGUACCUUGCUUAUGUUUGUUAGGACCAAACCUCAAAGCAUGGCUAAGAGUUUUCAGUAGAAAUGGGUAUGGCCCAUCUCCUGUACGCUUGGAGCGACCUUUGGCUACGUGUCUGGCCUUGUUAUUUCACCACUCUGGAUAUACUGGAAUAGAAAGCAACUUACAUACAAGAACAAUUAACUGGAGCAAAGGGAGAUAUUUCUUUGUGCAGAUUCCGUAAGGGCUGUGCAGAAAUGUGUAUGGUCAAAGCCAAGCAGUUCCAUUUACAGCACUGUUUUUUAUGUAGUUACAACAUGAUGUGAUUGUAGCUUUUUAAACUAUGAAACCCCUGAGAGAUUGUACCUUCUAGUUGAAAUAAAGUAUUUAUAAUAGA